AGCCUUUGGACACUGGCAGACGGAACGCAUUGGCAUGUUUGCUCCAUUCCACUACAAAAGGUGGCACGGAUACCAACAUCACUAGACGCGGUACGAAGACGAGCCCCCUCCACCUAGCUGUCCGAAGAAGAGAUGCUAUCGCUGUCGGCUUAUUACUACACAAAGGAGCAGACAUCAACGCUAAAGAUGAAUCCGAGAUGACACCUCUCCUACAGGCCGCCAACCAAUGGCGCGGAGAGCUGACCAAAGCUCAAGAGGAACUUCUAGCAACCUUGCUAAACCUGGAUAAAGAUUUCUCUUUCAAGAUAGACAUUGACGAGGUAGGAGGGUCAGCUGGUCGCACCGCUCUGCUGCAAGCCGUCCACGUCGGCGCGUCUUCCGCAGUCAUAACCCUCCUGGAAUGCGGUGCCGACCCCACCGUGACCGACAAGAACGGUUUCAAUGCGCUCGCAACGGCAGUCAAGGCCGCCCCAACCACCGAAGUAGGUGCCCAUAACGAGAUCAUGGCCCAUCUGGUCCGCCGCUUUGAUAAGGACUGGACGAUUGAGCAGGACUGCAACAUCAUACAGACUGCAUGCAACUAUAAUGAUGUUGGCCUGAUGAAAGAUUUGCUCGACCAUGGUCUUGACGUUCACGCUGUGCUGGCGGAGAAAUCGCUCGUACACCACGCGGUCUCACAUGGAAACAUGGAUAUGGUAGGUCUCCUCGUAGACCGCGGCGCGAGUGUCAGGGAUAAUGACGACAAGAACCAAAAUGCUAAGGUUUAUGCGGAGCAACUUGGGCACGUUGAGAUUGCUGACUAUCUACGUAAAGAGUGGGAUAUCCUCCAAUGAGACCGCCUCUAUGAUGAGGUUUGAAGACUAUAUAGAUCCAUGUUUUAUGCAAUUUCUUAGAAAUAUAUGGAGGGAAGUCAGACAUCGGUAGAGGAGUGUACACAGAUACACACUCCUUCCCAUUUCACAAAACAUAUUGAGGCACGUCAGACAGUGAUAGCCC
Mytilinidion resinicola is the source of this 996-nucleotide messenger RNA. Its product is annotated as ankyrin. Bases 198 to 833 code for a protein of 211 amino acids. The transcript has a single exon. Gene Ontology annotation, molecular function: protein binding. NCBI's taxonomy places the organism in Eukaryota, Fungi, Ascomycota, Dothideomycetes, Mytilinidiales, Mytilinidiaceae. The record is from RefSeq and is a predicted model, not a curated record.